CAACGCAGAAGCAAGAUGGAAGGUCGGCGUACAGUGGGCUGAGUGUCACAUGCCCCCAUUUAAUGCUUAAAACCUAUCUGUUUCGAUCUGUUGAAACUCCCUCAAGAUGCCGGGCUCCAUAGAGAUCCCACUGCGCGACACCGACGAGGUGAUCGAGCUCGAUGUCGAUCAACUACCAGAAGGAGAGGAAGUCCUCGGCAUUCUUCGACAGGAGCAGGCCCAACUGCAUCUAUGGGUCAACCUUGCGCUGGAGUACUACAGGCAGGGCAAAGUGGAUGACUUUGUUCGGCUAUUGGAAGCCGGCCGCACCGAGGCACGGCUCGAUUACCGGGACUUUGAGCAGGACCAGAUGACGUGCCUGGACACACUGGCUGCUUACUACGUGCAAAAGGCCAGUAAGGAGAAAAACAAGGACCGCAAGCAUGAACUCUUCACCAAGGCCACCCUGCUCUACACCACUGCUGACAAGAUCAUCAUGUACACACAGAACCAUCUUCUUGGAAGAGCCUACUUCUGUCUCCUGGAAGGGGACAAAAUGGACCAGGCCGAUGCUCAAUUCAACUUUGUGCUUAACCAGUCUCCCAACAACAUUCCUUCACUAUUGGGCAAAGCCUGCAUUGCGUUCAACAAGAAGGACUACAGAGGUGCCCUGGCCUUCUAUAAGAAAGCUCUUCGCACCAACCCAAACUGUCCUGCCGAGGUACGGCUAGGCAUGGGCCACUGCCUCUAUCGUCUGGGCAAGCAGGAGAAGGCUCGUGCAGCCUUUGAACGAGCGCUGGUCCUGGACCCACAGUGCGUUGGUGCGCUGUCAGGGCUGGCUGUGCUGCAGCUCAAUCAGAAGGGUACCGAGGCAACCCGCGCGGGCGUACAGAUGCUGUCGCGCGCUUAUGCCGUGGACCCAUCCUGCCCUGUCGUGCUGAACCAACUUGCCAACCACUUCUUCUUCAAGAAGGACUAUGGGAAGGUGCAGCACCUGGCACUGCACGCCUUCCACAACACCGAAAACGAGGCCAUGCGUGCCGAGAGCUGUUACCAGCUGGCCCGCUCCUUUCAUGUCCAAGAGGACUAUGACCAGGCCUUCCAAUAUUACUACCAGGCUACCCAGUUUGCACCACCGUCCUUCGUGCUGCCGCACUUUGGCCUUGGCCAGAUGUACAUCUUCCGUGGUGACGUGGACAAUGCAGCACAGUGCUUUGAAAAAGUGCUCAAGGCGCAGCCAGGCAACUAUGAGACUAUGAAGAUCCUUGGAUCAUUGUACGCCAACUCGUCAAGCCAGUCUAAGCGAGACCAGGCAAAGACACACCUCAAAAAGGUUACAGACCAAUUUCCAGAGGAUGUGGAGGCCUGGAUAGAACUGGCUCAGAUCUUGGAGCAGAGCGACGUCCAAGGGGCGUUGUCGGCAUACGGAACAGCCACCCGCCUUCUUCAGGAUAAGGUGAAGGCCGAUGUGCCUCCGGAGAUCCUGAACAAUGUGGGCGCGCUGCACUUUCGAAUGGGCAACCUGCAGGAAGCCCGACGCUUUUAUGAGGCCUCCCUGGAGCGCAGUCGCACGGAGGCCAACAACGACGAGCACUAUUACAGCUCGAUCUCGGUGACCACCACCUACAACCUCGCUCGGCUGUACGAAGCCCUCAGUCUCUUUGACAGGGCUGAGCAGGCAUACAAGAACAUUCUUCGGGAGCAUCCCAACUAUGUUGACUGUUAUCUUCGCCUUGGCUGCAUGGCUAGAGACCGAGGACAAAUUUAUGAAGCUUCUGAUUGGUUCAAGGAAGCUCUUCAAGUGAAUCAGGAGCACCCUGACUCAUGGUCCCUGAUUGGCAACCUCCAUCUGGCCAAGCAGGAGUGGGGUCCUGGCCAGAAGAAGUUUGAGCGUAUUCUCAAGGGUGCGCAAGGGGACGCCUACUCCCUUGUAGCGCUGGGAAAUGUGUGGCUGCAGACUCUGCAUCAGCCCAUUCGUGACCGAGACAAGGAGCGCCGGCACCAGGACCGGGCGCUCGCCAUGUACAAGCAGGUGCUGCGGCUCGACCCGCGCAACAUCUGGGCCGCCAAUGGCGUGGGUGCUGUGCUCGCCCACAAGGGCUACAUCUCUGAGUCACGUGACAUCUUUGCGCAAGUGCGCGAGGCCACUGCAGACUUUUGCGAUGUGUGGCUCAACAUUGCUCACAUUUACGUGGAGCAGAAGCAGUAUGUUGCUGC
Rhipicephalus sanguineus (brown dog tick) is the source of this 2196-nucleotide messenger RNA. RefSeq names its product RNA polymerase-associated protein CTR9 homolog. Gene Ontology annotation, cellular component: Cdc73/Paf1 complex. The record is from RefSeq and is a predicted model, not a curated record. Gene Ontology annotation, molecular function: RNA polymerase II complex binding. Lineage: Eukaryota; Metazoa; Arthropoda; Arachnida; Ixodida; Ixodidae. Gene Ontology annotation, biological process: regulation of DNA-templated transcription.